Molecule: messenger RNA, 1052 nt
Organism: Bombus pyrosoma
Lineage: Eukaryota; Metazoa; Arthropoda; Insecta; Hymenoptera; Apidae
Exons: 7
Coding region: 355-927 (190 amino acids)
Source: RefSeq, a predicted model, not a curated record
AAGAUUUAACGGAGUGACCGUUAUACCAAACAACGGUUUAUUACCGGCACGCGCACAACUUGUACGAGCGUCAAGCACAUCAAGAGAUUGCAAUCGAUCUGGAUACAUCGAUAUUCCUACACUGCGUAAUGAAAGUCUUUCAAAUUAAUACGCAGCUUCCAUCGUUUCGUGCAGUUUUGUUGAGUGGUGUGCUAUGUCGUUCCAUAAAUUUUCAAAGAAGCUUAUUGAAUUUGUUGAAUACAAAUUGGUGCAAAAAACUGUGGUGAAAUUGUACAUUCUUCGAAUUCAAUAGUUUUGGAGGUAAUCGAUAUUGGUGCAAGAAAGUGUGCUGAAACUGUGCAUUCUUCGAAUUCAAUGGCUGUGGAGUCAUCUUCAGUGGCAAUCGAUCAUGGAUUUCCUCCGCGAAAAUUUAAAGCUACUUGUCCUUCUGCAAAUGAGAUAAACACAAAGGAAGGGAAACUUGAUUCUACCGAGACUUCUGAAAAUGAAAUACUAAGAAUUUUUCAAGCUUUGUUGCUGUCUACCUGUAUGUUACUUCUGAAUUAUCAUAGCGUCCGUUAUGGUCGGACAGAGUAUAGUAUCUUGGAAAAUGGUGAGAUCGCUCCAGGUUAUGCUCAUAAAGCUGUGAUCACUUUGACCUUAGGCUACUCUAUGCCUUAUACGAUCGUUUCUUUCUUCGCCAUUGGCAUGCUUGCUUAUUCUUUGAUCUCGAAAAAUCCACGUUGGAGUCUCCCAUCUAUAGUUCUGUAUCUGGCUGACUUGGUUUGCGGUAUCAGCGAGGCCAUUGUCGCUAUUUGGUUAUUUUUCUCCUAUUUCCCAUUAUCGACCGCUCUGUCUUACACGUUAGGCACAAUUUUACUGAUAUUCGGAGAAAUUUGGAUGUGGCUGGGCGUCCUUCGACUGUACGAACAUAGAACCUUCAAAUGAAGCAUAGGAUCGACAUUCACGAGGAAAGGAGAAAAAUCGAACGAAAGAGCGAAUACAUCAUUUCUCUAAAAUUAUAUUUUAUAAGCUACAGCGUCUACAGUUUGUAAUAAAAUAUAUCAGUCGUC